UCCUGAGAAUGUGUGGAAUCCAUGGUCUUCAGUGAUCUGCACUGAAGUCAUUCACAGUAACUCAGGAGUGUUUAAUCUUUAUCACUGACAUCCCUCUGCCUAUUAUUUUUGCUCUGGUCUAGAUAAUGUUGACUAAUACUAAUACAUUGUUGUGUGUUUAUCCAUGUCUGAUUUGUCUACUCGAUUUCCUUCAUUUAUCUGUCUUCGCGAGUUUCAUAAUUUAAAAAAAAACAAUGUAGUAAUUGGUUUCCAUCAUAGCAAUACAAGUAAGAACAGUUAUCACUGUGUUCAAAGAACUCAGUGUUGUGCUGGUGUCUUUAGAAACUAUUUUGUCGCUUCAGUGAAGAUUUUUUAGUGGUGUGUUUUAGGAAUUAGAUACUCAACAAGUUGUAGCUUUUGACGCAUUAGCAUUCUUUUUAAAUCAGUCUUAGCAAUCUGUUCAUGAAUCUCUCCAUCUCUGUGGUCUCAAAAUUAAUCACACUCAUUCAGGCAUUUUUAAUCUAUUUCACCCUGUCAGUGUAUAUAUAAAUAUAUAUGUAAAACUGAAAAUUCCCUUCACACCUGUCAGUGAGAGAGUACUAUGGUUAACAUUCUAAGCGCGCGAUUAUAUUCAACGUCAUAAGUAUGACGACAUUUCUGUUUUACUUAACUCAGAAAUCCGAUAUUUUUUACUUUCAUUUUUGUAAUUAGGCUCAUCAAAUACUGAAGGUAAACUACUAGUUGGUGCAAACGAAUCGUGCUCCUCCGAUCAUAACACCAGCUGUCGGACACAGAUCACCGGGUCAUUGGUUUCUGGGACGGAGACACGAUCUGUUGUGUCAGACCUAAUGUCUCAAAAGGACAUUUUUUCGUUGUACUAUCGUCCUGUUCCUCAGAAAUCAAAAGUGCACUCUACCCGUCAUUCCCAUAAUAGCCUAACAACCUAUUCUAACAAUGAAGCACGACAUUCAAUUUCAAAGCAUCGGGGAGGUCAUUCUAGUCAUAGCUGUGCAUUAUCAGCUAGUGAGGUUUCAAAUAGUAAAUCUGGGCGUAUCAGCCAGCUGGCAAAUCGGGUUGAAAAUCUCCUCAUACAGGAUCCUAAGAAUAUCUUGCACAGUGGUAAAUCUCAGACAGCUUAUUACCCUGUCAUACUAGAAUCGUCAGACGACAGUUCUGCUUCCAGUAUUCACAGAAAAUCAAGUGUCAGCAAUUCAAGUCCCACUAAAACCGUCUUGUCAUCUCCUUGGUAUCGUCACUGCCGACCGAAAGCUCCCUUUCCCAUACUUCCAUUACCUACUAAAAACUGCUUGGAAAAUGAAUACUGUUGUUCUGAAUUGUAUAAAAGCAGUAGCAGUAGUGGAGAUGAUCAUCAGGAAGUUGCGUGCGAAAAGCUAUUUAAACCUGUACCGUGUUAUCCUUCUUCAUCACCUCUGCGGUCAGUACAACAUUCAAACAUCUCGCAGAUUGAAGUAGACGUUAGUCAAGAAAAUAUUUUCUGGCCUCCUGACUUACCACUACCUCCAUCUUCUAUCCCCGCUUCCGCUGAUGUUGAUUUAACACUGAUGAAUCGUUCUUACUCAUUACCAUCUCCCCUUGAGAAUAAUGAUGAUGAGUCAAAUUUGAUUUCGGAAACAAUGACAUCUUAUUCAGAUGAAAUCACUUUGAAACCCUUGGCCCCUAUAACUAAUAUUUUACCGAAUGGAGGGAUCUUUACGCAAUCUCCUGAUCAAGAGCUUCUUUGUCAAUCUACCUUAAACAAUCCUCAUUUGGCACGCCCUACAGUUUUGAAACGUGGAGCACCUGAUGGUGCUGAACAAUGUACAGAAGUUGCUGACAAUUCGGAGCUUAAAAAAGUUCCACCAACUGAAGAAUACGAUCCACUAUCGGCGAUGAAACGUAAUUCUCAUUGGGAUUUUCAUAAUGAAGAAUAUUCACCUAAAAAAAGUCGUGUGCAUUUACUGUUGCCAAGUGAGUGCAGUGCAUUCCUUCCUGUUCAAUCAACUCGUCAACUACGUCAUCAUAUCCAUUGUAUUUCUCCACCGUGUUUACGAUAAUUACUUUACUUGAAUAUAUAAUUUUUUGGUUACAUAACUAUGCACACUGCGCAAAGUUAUACUUGGUCUUUCACAGUUUACAUUCAUACUAUUUCUUAUUGUACAGUGUUAUACAAUAUCUAUUUUUAUUAACAUUAUUUUGUUCUAGUUGUCUUUAGUGAUGGUGUCGUUAUUUUUGACAUAUAUUAUUAUUAGUAGUAGUAGUGUUUUUUGUUUUCCUACUUGUUUAUUUAUUCAUUUGAUUUUUCUGUUUUCUUUGUCACUAUCUACAUUUUCACACUGUACAACUUUGUUCUUACAGUGUUUUAUAAAAAAUAAUAUUUCUAUCAAUAUUAUCAUAUAUAUAUGCUGUGUUCAUUCCAACUUAUCCAGUUCUAAGUAUAAGAACACAAAGGAGGUAAAAGGAAAGUUAUGAACUAUAUUUGUCAGUAUUUUACUUGUACAUUUCCCAUAUUUUUUUUCUUAUUGUACAUUAUUUACUCUGUUCAGUUCAAUUGUUUAUUUAUUAAUUUAUUUAAUUUUUCUUUUGAAUAUUUUUCAAUCCUGUUUCUUUUUUUUACACAGUAAGUGUAUACUGUUUAAUGCAUACACAUAAUUUUUAAAAAUAGAGUUCAUCUUUGUAUAAGUG
This is a messenger RNA of Trichobilharzia szidati, 2661 nucleotides long. NCBI's taxonomy places the organism in Eukaryota, Metazoa, Platyhelminthes, Trematoda, Strigeidida, Schistosomatidae. The record is from the annotation of a GenBank genome assembly.